UCUUGCGCAGCCGAGGACACCAACUGGGGGCGGGAGCUUUCUUCCGCUGUCGUCCGCGUCGGUGCCGGCGUGCUGAUGGUCCACAACGGCCUCGAUAAGCUGGUCGACCCCGAGGGAUUCGCCAAGUUCGUCGUCGAGCCGUACCUCGGCUUUCUGCCACACGACGACCCGCUCUCGUUCGUGACCUGGACCUACUUAGCCGCCGGGGCUGAGCUCGUGGGCGCCGCCGGUCUCACCCUCGGAUUCCUCACCCGUCUAAGCGCCCUGUCGCUCUUCUCCACGAUGGGCCUGGCGGUGUACUUUCACGUCGCGCAGUCCGGUCUCGAGGGGUUCCCGCUGGGAGUGGUCGAGAAACACCAGUACGCGUACGAACCCGCCGCGCUGUACUGCCUCAUUUACUUCUACUUCGUCGUCAACGGAGGAGGCGCGCUCUCCCUG
Molecule: messenger RNA, 438 nt
Organism: Micromonas commoda
Lineage: Eukaryota; Viridiplantae; Chlorophyta; Mamiellophyceae; Mamiellales; Mamiellaceae
Exons: 1
Cellular component (GO): plasma membrane
Source: RefSeq, a predicted model, not a curated record